Hibiscus syriacus is the source of this 1173-nucleotide messenger RNA. RefSeq names its product serine/arginine-rich SC35-like splicing factor SCL28. The transcript is spliced from 7 exons. Bases 76 to 948 code for a protein of 290 amino acids. Gene Ontology annotation, molecular function: RNA binding. NCBI's taxonomy places the organism in Eukaryota, Viridiplantae, Streptophyta, Magnoliopsida, Malvales, Malvaceae. The record is from RefSeq and is a predicted model, not a curated record.
ACGCCCUUAAUCCCCUCUUUUUUCAUAUUUUGUUUUUGUCUGCGCUGCGCUAGGGUUUUAUCUAUUGUUCAAGGAAUGGGGAGGCAUCGGAGCCCGAGCAGAAGCUGCAGUCCUCGCCGUCGUAGCCGGACCCCUACACGUGAAAGGAAGAGGUAUGACGAUGACUCUCGCGAUCGCCACCGAUAUCACCGUCGUCGAUCCCCUCUUCCUUCCGGCUUGCUCAUUCGCAAUCUCCCUCUCGACGCUAGGCCAGAAGAUCUUAGGGUUCCGUUUGAGCGGUAUGGUCCGGUGAAGGAUGUUUAUCUGCCGAAAAAUUAUUACACAGGGGAGCCACGGGGCUUCGGCUUUGUGAAGUUUCGUUAUGGUGAAGAUGCAGCUGAAGCAAAACAACGAAUGAACCAUCAAGUUAUUGGUGGACGUGAGAUAAGAAUUGUUUUUGCUGAGGAAAAUAGGAAAACACCCCAAGAAAUGCGUGUCACUACCCGUGUGAGUGGUCGAGACAGGGGAAGCAGGAGAUCACCACCUAGGUCCCCAAGACGCCGAUAUCGCUCUUACUCUCGCUCACCAUCACCUGCUAGGCAUGAUUCAAGGGAUCAGAGAGGGAGAGAUUAUCAUCGCUCCCCCAGGCAGUCUAGAUCAGUUUCACAGGAUCGUGCUGUGAGAGAUGACUAUCGGUCUCCCAGUCAGGCCAGAUCCAUGUCAAGGGAUCGUGGGGCAAAAGAUGAUUAUCGCUCUUCCAGACGACCUAGAUCUGUUUCACGGUCUCUUUCUCCACAUUCUCCACAUGGUGACAGGGAAUACAGAACCAAGCAGAGGUCCCCAAGUCCGAGGGAGAAUGGCCAGAGUCCACAUGAUGAGAGAGGUCAUGUGCGCAGCAGCCCAAAGAGUCCAAGGCGUGUCAAUUGCAGUCCUUCAAGGUCUCGUUCAAGAUCCUUGAGUCCUCGCUAGCAGCUUUGCAAAUGAUGGUGCCUUCUCAUGGUGUCUUGCACGUGGUUACUGCUGGAAAUUGUAAGUGUGUUUGUCUGGUGCUUUAUAUUUCCGUACAAUUAGUACUAUGAGGUAGUGUGGGUAGAUUAUGGGCAUGUUCAAAGUCUAGCGGUUACCUCUUAAUGUUGGAAGGAUUUAUCUAUACUCUUUAGCAUAUUCGCACUUGAUGGGAGUUGCCGUUUCUGA